GAGACCAAUGUCGAAGACACCGAGAACGAAGGAUACAGUGUCUGGAGCCCCUCUGCAUCGUAUGAGGAAGACGGUCGGAAAGAAUACCUGAUUCCUCUUUGCCUCUGUAUGAGGAACGCCGAGUUUGUGUAAUCGCAAUGCAUGAAAAAUAAUCAACAAUCAAGAGCAAAGACUGAAAGUUCAAACAAAUUUGCUUCCAUAAUGCAUCAGUGCACUGUUUGUUCAAAAUCGUUCCCUAGUGCCUCUAAACUGGAGCGUCAUCACUUCACUCACACUGGACAGAAACCGUUCACUUGCACAGUUUGUGACAAAGGCUUUCGCCAAUCUGUCCAUUUAAAAAAGCACAUAGAGACCCACACAGGAAAAAGCAACCCUUGGAGUUUCCCCACAGACAGUCUCCAACAUGGCAGCUUCCCUAAUCCCAUGGAGCCAGUGUCUACACGUCAGGAUCAACCCUCGCCAGAUAAGUCUGGACAUGACUUCAAUAUCUACAACACCAUGCCAUUGCAACCAACCAGGCCAAUGUUUUCCCAAACACAAGAAGCUAAAGAAAGAAUGCCACUGUCGACCGGUAUCUCUCCCACAGAGAUGAGACACCAGCCAGAACUCCUACCCUCUCUGAUUGAUAACGGCUUCAUCAGCCAACAGAAUAUCCUAGCCAAUAGUCAGUUCCUCCCAAACCCAAUGUUUCAUGACCCCAUGGGGGCCUCCACAGCCAUGGGCAGUAGUCAGAGUGUAGCAGGCUUCUGGCACACAGAUCAAGGCAGCACAGCCAAGAAGCACACAUGCACGGUCUGCCUGAAGUCUUUCAACUCAUCCUACCAUCUUCAGAGGCAUAUACCCACUCACAGUCAGCUUAAGCCAUUCGAGUGUGAAACAUGUGGGAAGGCAUUCAAACAGAAGGCCCAUCUGAAAUCCCACUCCCAGUCACACCACAGUACUGGCUUCUCGGAGGAUCCCCCCGUAUCUGAGUCCCAGCAGGGUUCCUCGGCUGGUAAAAUGAGGGUAAACCACCAGUGUCCAACCUGUUUGAAAACGUUCUGCUCGCCAUCCAAACUGAAGCGGCAUUUCAUGAUUCACACGGGACAGAAGCCGUACUCCUGUGGGGACUGCGGGAAAUCAUUCAGGCAGGUAUGGCACCUCAAAACACACCUGUAUGCACAUAGGUGUGCGGGUACUGGCGCCGAUGUCAAGUCGGAGACAAACAGCCAGAGCUUGAACGGCUCCUCGACUUCACAGCCCGCAGGCGACAAGUCAUCCGCUCCGAGUAAUCCUGUGACUUCGUCCGUGGAGAUGGAGCUUCAGUGUGAGAUAAGUGUACGGACCCCUCCCGGCCACGACCAGGUAGACACGACAGACCAGAGUCCGAAUGACGUCAAGGUGGAGCAGCAAGGACAUGCAUCAAAUCACUACCAGUGCAGCAUCUGCUCAAAGACAUUCAGCAGCUUAAGUAAACACAGGCAGCAUUACGCGACUCAUAAAGAGUUGAGACACUUUCAGUGCCAGGUCUGCAACAGAGCCUUCCGCCUGGCCGUCCAUUUAAAACGCCAUCAGAUCAGUCACAAGAACCCGGAUGAGGAAUUUCAGAAUCAAAGUCUGUCGGAGACCCCUGGGAAGGCUCUCUUAGACCCUGUAAACGCUCACCAGCAUCCCAACAAUGGGAUGGCUUCUACUCAACCCAGUGACGGGCAUGCUCCUCACCACAGCGUCAUGGUGAAACCGGAGAAUGCAAGACCAAAACCCAGUGACGAACAGGAUUGUGCGCUGCAGGAAACUGACCCCUCGCUGGUCUCUGACCAGCAGACAGGAUCAGGCCAGGCCAACAGUCAGCAGCAGAAGAUCAGGCACAGACCCCAUUCAUGUCCGACAUGCCUCAAACGGUUCCCUUCUCCAUCCAAACUCCAGAGGCACAUGAUGACCCAUACAGGGCAGAGGCCUUUUGGAUGUGAGUCAUGUGGGAAGAGAUUCCGCCAGCUAAGUCACUUGAGGAUCCAUUCUCGCACUCACCUGUGGACAAAAUACUACAAGCAAAAGUUGCCUCUCACUACCAAACCUUCCUCUGCGUCGGUCGAUACUGAUUCCCCAAACGAGGCCGCCCUGAAGCAAAGUGAACAGGACACACUUUCAGAGAGACCGUUUGGUCAACCCAGCACUGGAGCAGUUGGGUGGAAUGAAAACAAUAGUAAAAAGCAAGGGUUUCAACAUGCAGCACCUCCACCUUUCAGGCCUCAAAGGAAGACCUUCGGCUCCACUAGACAGAGGCAUACCUGCCACCCCUGUGGGAAAACCUUUCCCCUGUUGACUCAAUAUAAACUCCAUGUAUGCUCCAAUCCUGGACUUCAAGGUAAGGAUAACCUUGACUGCGGGCCAUUUCCCUCUCAGCAAACGGCUUCAAAUUCAAGCGGCCCCUCAGAACCAAAUCAUUGUUCCAAGACGGCCACAAAGAGGCGCAAGUCUACCAACCCUGUGGGAAAUCCAGUGUAUACCAGACACCAGUGUUUGAUCUGUUAUAAAUACUUCCCGUCAUUCUCCAAACUAGAAAGACAUAGUCGCGUGCACACAGAUUUGAGACCCUACAACUGCCUGGCGUGUGGGAAGACCUUUCGACAGGCCACCCACCUGACGGUCCACGAGAGGACUCACAACAAGUUCGGGCCCCUCAGACCGACUUCUCAGCAAGCUACGACGAGUCAUGUAAAAGCACAACCACAAAAACAACAUCCUCUUCAAUAUCCUAAAAUACACGUCCAAGUUUCUCAAAUGAGUGCUAUUAAAACGGACCUUAGGCCUUCGAAAAGUCCAAAAGAAUGGGUAGGGAUUCAAGGCAACUAUGAAGACUCACUCCAUAACCAAGAGAAUACUCACCACGAAAACAAACAAGCCGUGGAAAUCAACGAAAAAUCCUCCCCCGACAAAACAAACAAGCUCGCCAAUCCUAAUAUCAAAAGCAAAGCGGCAGGUGAUAAAAGGAAAGGUCAUGUGUGCACCAUCUGCCAGAAGGGCUUCGACACUCCAUCCAAGCUAUCCAGGCACUUCCUUAUUCACACGGGGUUAAGGCCAUUCAAAUGCAGUUUCUGCAGUAAGGCCUUCAGGCAGGUCUGGCACAGGAGAAACCACGAGCGCACUCAUGAGAGCAUGCUGUUCACCAAUCCCCAGGACAACGGCACACAAGAAUCACCAGACAACUAUCCCACCGAGCGCCACGGUUCCGGAAGCCUCUCCGACGGUCCCACCACCAGCUCCGAGGGCGACGCACACAGGGAGGAGCCCCGGCCCCGUGACGACAGCCCCGAUCCCUGCUCCGUCACCAACGAGGCCCUUUCUGGUCACCCCACAGAGACAAGGGACAACAAAUGUGUGGAUUUCCAUAGCCUGCCAGCCCACACCAUGGACUUUGACAAUAAAGCAGGGGAUCUGUAUCAGUGCCCUGAGUGUCACAAUGUGUAUCAAACCCCCUCUGAGCUGGCCUCACACCUCGAGGCCCACUGGCGUGUCAGCUCCCAGGACCUACUGGGCCCUCCCCCGGCACAGCACGAGGCUGGGAGCAGCACACAGCGCAUGGGGACGGCUUUCCCGGCCAAUAGAGGCCUCGACGAUACUGGUAGUCGUGAGGUGUUUAGUGAGAGGCAUUCUGGGAGUGAGAGUUCUGUUGGUGAAAUCCCACUGCAGGCAGAAAUGCAUUACAACGAUUGGAGCGAACCACUCCGGUCGCUUCAGUGUAGGAAGUGUCUGAGGUCUUUCGCUCUGGAGAGAGAUCUGCAGCUCCACAAGUGUGCUAGUGGAACUCAGACCGAGGCUCCUCAAUCCAACCAAUAUCAGUGUGCCAUAUGCUUCAAGAAUUUUGUUUCUCCCUCCAAACUGAAAAGACAUUACGUGACACACACAGGUCAGAGGCCAUACAUGUGUGAAAUAUGCGACAAGACUUUUACACAGUCUUCCCAUUUAAAAACACAUCGUCACCGAAGCCAUAAACAGUGAAAAAAAACAGGCAUGCUUUGGGAGGAGGGUGGCAUCUCAUGUGAUUAUAACUAGAGUUAGUUCAUUUGAAAGUGUACAACGUUUCCUAUAGUUUUACGUAUAUAGAACAUUAUAUGUUUUUGUUUACCUGCAUGCUAUUCAUUUAUAAUGGUGGUAUUCCAUGUACAAGAUAGGAUAAUAAACCUUGAGCGA
Hypomesus transpacificus is the source of this 4170-nucleotide messenger RNA. Its product is annotated as zinc finger protein 770-like. Bases 142 to 3978 code for a protein of 1278 amino acids. The transcript has 2 exons. Gene Ontology annotation, biological process: regulation of transcription by RNA polymerase II. Lineage: Eukaryota; Metazoa; Chordata; Actinopteri; Osmeriformes; Osmeridae. The record is from RefSeq and is a predicted model, not a curated record. Gene Ontology annotation, molecular function: RNA polymerase II cis-regulatory region sequence-specific DNA binding; DNA-binding transcription factor activity.